UAUUGUGAUGCACUCUCUCAAAUAAAUAAGUUACGUUAGGCCAGAGCUGGUGUGUUGAAGAAUGACGCAUCUUUUAGGUCGUCAGGACUGUAUCGACAGUCUUCGGAGAGAUCUUAUUGACCUACAGGGAGGAAUUCUGGAUGUUUUCUCUGAGACUGGACCUGUACUGUUCCCAUCAUGGAAGUUUCCGGAUAAAUUGUCAUGUAAUCUGGACCUGGUCAAGCUUUUAGAGGAGUAUGAUUAUAUAGAUGGAGAGGAAGAGUUUAGUCAGCAUUCAAACAUAGUUUUGCUAGAGUUGGUGGUUGACAGAUUAAUGCUUAUUCUUCAGAGUUUUAAUGUUCACGCUGAGCUUUUGCUUGGGAAUCAGAGACCUUCAUCAUCUGGUCAAAAUGGGGCUCCUGUUUCCGUUGGCCCGGUGGUCAAACUUUACUGGAAGAACCUACUUGAACUCAGCAAUCAAUAUGUACAAAGGAGCACCAGUAAUAUAUGUGAACAAAGUCCUCUUUCUGCCGAGUCCCAGCGGACUCAGUCUCCAUCUGGAAUAGCACCCAAGACUCCUGCCAUUAAUACACACAGGACACAGAGACCCUCAAUGACCAGCAUGCACAAAACCAGUUCAAACACCCCAGCUUCCACUUCCCACAGCAGAGGAGCGUCCACCGCAUGUUCCUCCGGGUCAUACUCCUCAGCAUCUACCUGCACUGUGAGCUGUCAAACAACAGAGUCAAAGCUAGUGCCCUGUGAGGCCUGUGUUUGUCUGCAGGCGGGUAUGAAAGAAACAGGUGAAGCUGUAGUAUCUCUGUGCCAGUCUCUGGGUUUGCCCUGCUCCUUGAAGGACCUGCUGGUGACUGUAGAGGAACAACUGAAGCUGGGUCACUUAUCUACAUUUGACGUUUCCCAGUGGGCGAGUGAGCAGCGUAAAGAUAUGAGCCGUGUGGGAAAACAUGUCCUGGAGGUGAGGGAAACUGUGGAGCCCCUGAAAAAGAGACUCAAAGAGACAGAGACUGAACGAGAGAACCUUAGAAAGCUGAUGUCAGAGACAGUUAACAGAGAAAAGGAACAGAGGAGGAAAAUGGAGGAAGAGUGGAAAAACAGAAUACAGGAGGUGAAAGCCACAGGUGAAGGAGCAGUGAGGAAACUAAAGCAGGAGCAGGAGGAGUUAAAGAGAGGAGUGAUGUUGUUAGAGGAUAAAAAUACUGAAUUGACAACAGAGCUGAAUUCGCAAACAGAAGCAAAACAGAGUCUCGAAUGUGAGAGAGCUUCACUGCAGGAGGAAGUUCUCCGUCUGCAUUCAAUGGAAACAAUGUUAAGAGAGGUGAAGGAAAGGAGGGAAAAUCUGGAGAACGAGCUCAGAAGUACACAAGUACUGCUAGACAAAGAGAGAGCCAAGUCCUUUAGUGUACAACACCAGCAUGAGGCACUACAGGUGAAACAACAUGCCCUGUGUAAGCGUGUAGAUGUCCUUGUUCAGCAGACCGAUGACCUACAGAGCAGUCUCGAAGAAUGUGAGGAUGAAAAAGUUGAGCUUGCUGAUAAACUCAAACAGUUUAUGCAAGAAAAAGACACAAUUCAGGAGCAACUCGCUCAGCAACAGUCAGAGUGUAGUUCACUGUGUAUGGAGAAAGAGAAACAGCAAGUACAAAUCACAGAACUGGAGAAGCGUGUUUCUAAUCUGACAGAGAUGCUGGAACAAGCUGCCCAGAGAGAGAGAAUACUGGUGGCCUUUCCUGAACUAAACCCUCAUCCACAAGCAACACCACAGACUACAGGUGAUGUGAUGUGUGAUAUGGAGCAACAGCUGAAGGCAAAUCUACUGAGGAUCAGAGUUCUUCAGCAGGAGAACGCCUCCCUGAGCAGCAGUCUUGCCAGAUUAAAGGACAUUCAAAGCAGAGAGGACAAACAUAGAUCUUUAGAGUCUGGAGAUGCAGAGAUGGACACUGGCAGUGAAGCUGCAGAGAUGAGACCCUUGGACAACUCCACCACCUCUUCUAUCACCUCCACUCCUGCCUCCUCUUCCUCUAUUCUUCAUCAUCAGACUCUCUGCCUCUCUCUUAAUCAAGAUGCAGAAGAAGCAUAUAUGAAAAUCCGCCAUGCCGCUCGCAUUCGGUCUGCUGGCACACGCCGUCGGAGGAAGUGAUGUUACUUGGAUGGAUGUGCGUUGUAUAAAUAUUGGUAAAAAUUGAUGAAUUAAUCUUAGGAGUCGAAGGGGUUUUGCUUGCAUUGGAAACACUCUUUACUCGUUUCAGUCCAUUGCGAUGCAAAACGAAACUGAAAGUUGUAUUUACAGGUUGUAAAUAUAACGUUAAAUUGACUGUAUUUUUAUGUGUUUCAUUUAUUUAAUGUUAUGUUGUGUUGCUUUAUUUUUUCGUCAGACCUACCUGUUGUUAUUAAUAAAACCGAAAGUAAAAUGCUCUGCUCACGUCACGUGUCGUACUACCGGUUGACUACCGGAUCAGAUUUUUGUUCCCGCACUUUUAGAAAUUUGAAUUCGACCAAUCUGUGCACCUUGCGAUCGUGCAGCCUGGUUCUUUAAAUAAGAUAAAAAAUGCUCAUUUGAUCGCAUUGGAGAUUUUGACGCAGGCUUUAUAGAGGAGCAGCUUUCAAUGUGUAUUUUGCACGAAACUGAUGAACUUCUGAAACUACCGUCUUCACUCCAGCUCCCGGACUGAGUCAGUCUGUCUGUCUGUCUGGCUGUGAGUGAUACUUGUGAGCGAACUGGGAAAAACGGGGAAGAUAAGCGGAAUCAGAGGAGAUCUUGAAUGGAUGCCUGUCCGGAGUCCUCCCUCAAGCUCUAGAGACGCAUUGCGGAGUAAAAUGGCGAGGAAAUCUGUUAAAAGAUCUAAAAACAAAGCAUCAGGAUGUCUGUUUAAAAAGACAAAAGGCUCUCCAGCUGAAGAGGACCCAGAAUCAGAAAACAUACCUCCUUGUUCAACUCCUAAACAUAAUGAAUCUGAAAGGGAUAUAAAGGCAUUAUUAGCCAGUCAAACUCCUUCACAUCUGAAUAUCACUACUGCAGCAGAUCAUGGAAGUCCAGUCACAGCUCCAACAUUUACCAACACAAGUGUGAAUGGAAACUUAACCAUAAAUCAGAAUUUUACUGUCUUGGCGAAUAACUCUGGGAAUAAACAUUUGGCUCACGUAAGUGUGAUAAGACUUUGUUAAUGAUAUGACAUUUAAAACAUUUCCUAAUACUAGCCAAAACUUUUCAAAUGUCUAAUAAUGCAAUAUCUGUAUUUAACUCAAUCUUUGACAUUUGUACCUUUUGUUAUUGUUUUUAUUCCAAGCAACUUGUAAAUGUAAAUGAUGGGGCGGAUGAACGUUGGAUGCUUUCAUGCAAGAGUGAAGAUAUCCUUCUAAAAUCCAAAAGCCCUCAGAUUUUGCAUCACCGAAGGUGUUUGGACUUUGCAGAGGAUGUUGAUCAACCUACCUUAACACUUGCAGAGGUGAUAAAGAAUACAAAUUGCUUAAGAAAGAUUACUAUUGCUGGGAAGAUCUUAGAGACAAGACCUGCGAUCAACAUUUUAAACAGUGAAGAAGGGAUGACAUAUUCUCACUAUGCCCUGUGUGACAAUACUGCAACAGUCCAUUUGUGUUUACUGGAUACAGUUACCAUAAACCUCGAUCAAUGGUAUACAUUUAAAAGUAUUUCUAUUUGUGACUUUGGUCAGGGGAAUGUGCUCUGUGCAACCAAAUUCACAACACCUGAGUCAUUUACUCCAGUAGGAGACACUGUACAGAAGCCAGAGGAGACCGUAAUCUCUGGAGAGAUCACUGAGGUGUUAGUGACCUUUGAAUAUUUGUGUUCAUGUGGCGCCAUUCUCCCUUUGUCCGACACUAAACUGUUUCUCAUUAAAUGCAAUGAGUGCAAAAAGAGUUGCAGGUGUGCAAGAGUUCGAAACAGGGUCAAGGCUGAAGUAACCAUCAAACAGGCUUCUGGAACAGAGAAGAUGGUUGUGUUAAAUGAUGCACUGCUGCACUCCAUUGACAUAUUUAAGAAAUGGGGAUACUGUGACAGUCACCAGCUUGAGGAGAGACUUUUGAGAGCAAAAACAGUGACCGUGGUCUGUGUGGAUGGUGAACCGCAACGUGUACAAAUGGAUGCCUCAGAUAAAUCCAAAGGCAGUUUAAAAUUCUCUUUGUCUGGGUGGAAACAUGCUUGUUUAAUCUUAUAAAGCUAUGUACUCUAGAAGUUUCAAAAAGGUGGAUGAGAAAAAUUGUCAUUUAACUUUUCGUCUUUCUGUUUUAGACAUUGUAAAAAAAAUAUUCCAAAUUGCUUUUACAGGCUUCAGCAAAUCAUAGAAAACUUGCACUUGGUCAGGGAAAAUGUCAAAUGUAAUAUUGUAUUAGCUAGAGGCUGGUAUAAAUUCUGAAAUAGUGUUUUCAUAGAAUUCAUGGAAAAUCAUGGAAAUUAUUUGUCACAAGUAAAAAAAACCUGUUCAUAGAAAUGAAUGACUUAGAAAUGGCUUUUCUUUUGGUUUAUAAUUUGGGUAACCCAUGAAUAAGUUGAUGGAUCUGGAUAGAAACAUACACUUUUUUCUUGUUUUAUUUCAUUUUAUUAUUCUAUUUCAUUUAUCCCAUUUUUUACAAUAUUCAUCAUAUGUAUUCAUUCAUUUAUUUUAUUAUUCACUUCUAUUCAUAUUAUUUGUUCCUUACUUUCCUGUUGUUUAACCUCGUUGGGAGUUGUAUUUUGUCUUAUGCUGAUAUGAGUAUCCGUUGGUCUUAAUGGACCUGGUAUUAAGGUUCAUAAUAAUGUCAUGAGACAAUGAUUUGAUAUUGUAAUCUUGAAUGGUUAAAAACACAUAUUGAAUCUGUUUCUAGUCAGACGAAGUUUGACAGAGCUCGACUGAGCAUCAACACACAACUGAGAUUAUUCAAUAAAUCAUUUCUCUGUCUAUUUAACAUCA
Messenger RNA from Triplophysa dalaica, 4904 nucleotides. It is a transcript of the gene ccdc157, whose product is annotated as coiled-coil domain containing 157. The record is from RefSeq and is a predicted model, not a curated record. NCBI's taxonomy places the organism in Eukaryota, Metazoa, Chordata, Actinopteri, Cypriniformes, Nemacheilidae. The coding region runs from base 62 to 2137 and encodes 691 amino acids. The transcript is spliced from 16 exons.